Molecule: messenger RNA, 1342 nt
Organism: Pyrus x bretschneideri (Chinese white pear)
Lineage: Eukaryota; Viridiplantae; Streptophyta; Magnoliopsida; Rosales; Rosaceae
Product: N-carbamoylputrescine amidase
Exons: 9
Coding region: 239-1141 (300 amino acids)
Molecular function (GO): N-carbamoylputrescine amidase activity
Source: RefSeq, a predicted model, not a curated record
GUACCAUUUCGUGUUCUGGUCACAUGAAAAAAUCUCUCCACCGUCUGGGGGCAGCGGGUACCCAGAAAAAUUUCUCCACCCGUAGCGGAGAAUCAAAUGGCAGGUCUAGUCCACUUUGCUGAAGGCGGCGGAGUUAAAAGCGCCACUCAACCAAUUAACAACACUUAUCACGCUGAAGUAAACAGAAGAUUUUCAGGGGAGGACAGGAUCAGAACAUAAUCCGCACAGAGAGAAGAAAAUGGAAAAGGGUAAACGGGAGGUGGUGGUUUCAGCUCUGCAAUUCGCUUGCACCGACGACGUCGCCACCAACGUCGCCACCGCCGAAAGGUUGGUUAGAGCUGCUCAUGCGAAGGGUGCAAAUAUCAUUCUUAUACAGGAACUCUUUGAGGGACAUUACUUCUGUCAGGCACAAAGGGAGGACUUCUUUCAGCGAGCAAAGCCUUACAAGAGGCAUCCAACCAUUCUUAGGAUGCAGAAAGUUGCCAAAGAGUUGGGUGUGGUAAUACCAGUUAGCUUUUUCGAAGAGGCAAAUAAUGCCCAUUACAAUUCAAUUGCCAUUAUCGAUGCUGAUGGGGCAGAUCUUGGACUUUAUAGGAAGUCCCACAUCCCAGACGGACCAGGCUACCAGGAAAAGUUCUACUUCAAUCCAGGUGAUACUGGAUUCAAGGUUUUCAAGACCAAGUUCGCAACUAUUGGAGUUGCAAUUUGCUGGGAUCAAUGGUUUCCCGAGGCUGCCCGGGCUUUGGUUCUUCAAGGUGCUGAGAUAUUGUUUUACCCUACUGCUAUUGGUUCCGAACCUCAAGAUGGAGGUCUUGAUUCUCGUGAUCACUGGAGGCGAGUGAUGCAAGGGCAUGCUGGGGCUAAUGUGGUCCCUGUAGUAACUUCAAAUCGCAUAGGAAAGGAGAUAAUUGAGACCGAGCAUGGAAAGAGUGAGAUCACUUUCUACGGUAACUCUUUUAUAGCAGGACCCACUGGUGAAAUUGUUGCAACUGCUAAUGAUAAAGAGGAAGCUGUGCUUGUAGCACACUUUGACCUAGACAAAAUCAAAUGGAAGAGACAUAGCUGGGGAGUAUUCCGCGACCGCCGCCCAGAUUUAUACAAGGUGCUACUGACAUCAGAUGGCAGCAAUUCCCCUUUGUGAUCAUUCGUUUUGACAGUGCUUGUUGUAGAAUUAAUAAAGGACUUCCAAGGUACGGUCCCUCGUACGAUUGGAGGAUUUAGGAUUUACUUUUGAGGAAGAAAUUUUCUCUAGUGAAGUAUUAUUGGAUGAUCAUCUCUAUUUGCUCGUCUAAAUCUUGAAGGUAUCCGGUAUUUAUUGAGAAUGAGAUUAUCAUAUUUCUUA